Odontomachus brunneus is the source of this 5688-nucleotide messenger RNA. RefSeq lists its product as uncharacterized. The record is from RefSeq and is a predicted model, not a curated record. Lineage: Eukaryota; Metazoa; Arthropoda; Insecta; Hymenoptera; Formicidae. The coding region runs from base 660 to 3017 and encodes 785 amino acids. The transcript is spliced from 7 exons.
GGUGACGAGUACAAGAAAGAACUGGCAACGUGUGCCACAUUCAAAUCUGGUCUGUGCUCCGAUCGGCCUCUCUCGGUCGUAUCCGUAUAGUAAAACAGUAGAAAACGGGGAAUGCGCGAGAGGAUCGUAGCGUGCGUUUGUCGUCAAGUGUAGUGUACAUACACCGCGUGUGUCGCGACGUAAUACUACAACGAUGCGGAGAUUACACGCUUCAUCAACAACAACGUCGAUUGUGCUAGUAACAGAGAGGUUAUCGCGUUGAAACGUGUUUCGUCAGUGUGUACGUGUCUCUUUUCUUUCUUUCUUUCCACACACACACACUCUCGCAGAAACUCUCUCUCAACUUCCUAUCCGACUCCAUUUCCGGUACCACGGCGUGGAGUACUAAUAGCGAUAGAGCAACGCACGGGAGAGACCAUCACUAUCGACGGUGUGUCCUCGCGCGCGCCGACAUCGACACGGUGGCGACGGUGUCGAGUAGGACUCUCACUUCCUACUGGCCCUUUCGUCCCGCGCGUACGAAUUUUCGCGCGCACACGCGCCCGCGCUCCGCUAGUCGCAUGCACGCAGCAACUUGAUGUAAAUGUCACGGGCGCGCGACGGCGGCGGCGGUGGUGGCAUCGUGACUGUGUUGCGAGGGAGGUUCCACGCGUGGAAGUAUGUGCAUGGAAAUUCAGGCUAACGAGAAGAAGCAGCAGAAGAUGGGCGACAAGAACAUAGAAGAGGACCUAGAGAUCCUAGAGGCCCACAUUUACAGAGAUUUCGAUAAAAUCGUUGUUAAACAAGAACGCCAAGAAGAUGAAGCGGAGAUCUGUGAGCUGGCUGCCAAAAUGGUGGAAGCAAACAAGGCGAAAAUGAUGUCUGCUUUGCAAGGAGCUCAACAAGCGAGGACACAGUGUCAAGUAUCACAGCCUAAUCUACACGGUAUCCUUGGAUAUCUGAACAAACGGCCGAACGAGACCACGUCUUCUGUUUCGAAAACUCCGGCCGAAAGUCCAGAUAGUAGUAGAGUACCGCCACUGGAUGAUGAAAGUCAAAGAGGACGUUUUGGCUGGACCAGUUUUGACGAUAACCACAUACCCUUUAUAUAUCGCUGCACCGAAAAGUAUUGCGCCGUACGCAUCCUAGAAAAUAAGCUUCUCAACAAGUACCUGAGCUAUCUACACUCGGACAUCUACAGCUGCACCUGUAUAAGGAGUUACUACAUCACGGAACCGGAGAGCAAGCUAUUCAACGAAAUCAACGUUAAGCAUUGCGAGAAUCAGUUCGGGAGGGAACAGUUUACGUGCAAAGACUUGGUGGUGCGUCUAAUAGACGCCAAGGAGUUUUAUAAGUUUCUUGACGUGUGCUACACGAAACUGACCGCCGGUACGAAUCCAAGUGUGACGAGCGGUCGUAAAGCGGAGAAAUGCGGUUUCAUACGAAUAAACAAAGAGUCUGUGGUUCCUUAUACGGUAAAGGACGGCUUGCAGUACGUUCCGCUGUUUUAUUUCGAGGGUGAGACUGAGAAUCUCAAGUUAAAGGCAGAGAAACUCGAAGGUUGGGAUCUGUCUUACUUGAAGUUCUGCUGCAAGGUACAGGGUAUACGUAAUGAACUGUUUGCUAGUGAAACGUGCUCGGUGAUUAGUUUGAGUGAUAUUAAGAGUUACUUUCCGCCGGGCACUGGUUUCGAAGAUUAUUGGCCGAGCAAAGUUAUGGACUCACAGUUAUUAGUGAAUAGCAACGGCGGCGGUAGUGGCGGUGGAUGGACAAAACAGCCGCCUACACCGCCGGCGACUAAGCCUACUUCCGUGCAAAAUAACGCGAAUAAAGUACCUCUAAACGCGCGCGCCGCUCCAAUGCCUAAUAUAAUGCCGCGGGGACCUGCUGCUGUGAGUGCUCCACCGCAAAUGUCGCGAAUAGGACAACCAAGGCCAGUGGCUACAACGCACCCUGCGCAUUCUUCCCCAUCGGGACUUUCCUCCAAUAGGUCGAAUCUGGUGUCGCAAUCUAUGCUGAAUACAGUUCAAGGGGUUGUCAAUGGCUGGACCGGGCUCGUUGGUGGCCAACCUGCCUUUCAGACAUCAUUGGUUUCACAAGCAAAUUCUAUCAUACGAAUGCCCAAUACAUCUCUAAAUAUGCAUAACCAAAUGCCUGCUGCCACCAAAACUUACUCCCAACAGUCUAGAAGCAGGGGAAGUAAUAAUGGGGCAGCAGCCCCAUAUCCUGGGGUCUACCCGGUUACAACAAUGCAAAAUGUAGCCCAAGCUCAACAACCACCACCUCUUGUAAGAGCAACUGCACAUACGAGUCAACCUAGUCUCGGUUAUCCCACCUAUGGGAAGGAUGACUGGGUGACUACUACAUAUAAUACAACGCCUACAUUAGGUGUACCUAAUGCAGUUACGGCAAGUACAUAUCCACAGAUGAUUGGUUUAAGUGAACAAGUUCAAGCUUUGAUGCCAGUGCCAUCAGCAUCAAAUUUAUUACACCAGCAGCAGAGGCAUACACCUGUGCAUAGCACAUCUCUUAACAAAUUUCCACCUCCACUGAUACCAGUUAAUGGUAACAAUGGUAGCUCCAGGGAUUCCAGGGGGAGAAAACCAUUAAUACUAAUAUCAGAGUCGCAUAUAUCCACCUGUCAUGUACAACCAUACCAGAUACAGAAAGCACUUGUCGAAGAAAAAAUGGUUCCCUGCAUUAACUUCAAACCUUACAUCUACACCGAGUUGUUGAUGACACUUCCUGAUUUUAUCUCUCAAUAUUUUCCUGCCUGUGACAUUAAUAGUUGUAGACAAGUUCUCACAGAUGUCCUACAUAUAGAUUUAUAUCAAGGAAAUAGACUGCAAAUGAAGAUGUUGAUGGAAGCAGGCAAGUGUUCUUCGCUAACCGAAGAACUACCUUUAAUACAAAUUAGGAGUGUCAUGAAAUAUAUGCCACAGUUCAAGUAUAUGUUCAACAGAGGAGAUAUGGUCAUGCCUGUGCCGGCACACUCAUCUGAAGAGCAUGCUGCCAAAAAGCGUCAACGUACCAGCUAGGAUUGGCUACAGCCUUACUGGCCUACUUACGAUUACUACCAUUCGGCAUUCUAAAGAAGUAGAUCCGAUUCGCGCACUGUAAUAUCAAUUUGCGCUUUAAUGAUGUCCUCGAGAUUGGCAGGAUAUUUGGAUAAAGAUAAAAUCUCGUGUUUGACAUACACGACCAAGUGCACACAAGUAAAAAUUCACGUUUGUGUACAGUGACGAGUGUAAGCUAUUUCUUUCUCCAAAGUGCAUCUACUCUACAGAGGGUAACUGUAAAUAAAAUUCGAGUGUAUAAAUUUAGAAUAUUACAGUUGACAAUUCAGAUCUGCUUUAUACAGAAUGAUCUACUUCAUUUCAUGACACCUGUUACGAUGUAGUGAAUGCUACAUUGUUACAGGAGACAAGUAGAUCCAAGACAAAACAUUCUUAUUUUCAAACCAGAUAUAUCCAUUCCACACAUAUAAACAUAUACAUACAUGCAAACAAAAACGUGCGUGCGUGCGGUGCGCCCGCGCGCUCGCAUAAAUGAUACACGUUACUUUAUUUCUACCUCUUUGCAAUAGUGAAUACUAUUCUUUCAAAUUUUAUAUUCCACGAUGUUCUCGUUAAAUAUUAAUAUAUUAUGUAUAUGGAAUAAAAGUUUUGUUCGAGAAAGUAAAAUUUCGGAGAAAGAAAAUGCUAUAUGUAUUCAAUUUAUAGAUUGACACGACGUGCUAUAGAGUUAUUCAGAACGAAUAACCUAUUUUGCAUAUUGAAUGUAACAAUACAAUGUAUCAAUACAAAAGCGAAACAAGGAAGUAACGUGAAAAAUGAAGGUAAAGCUUCUUCAAGUUCCUAGCUAUUACUAGUACGUAUUCUGAUAACUAGCCGCAUAUUAAUUUAAAAAAGUGUUUAAAUCAGUAAUUCAGUGAUAAUUGAUGAUUUAUGCAAUAAGUUGAUGUGUGAGUUUUUAUACAAUUUUCAUAAAAUUUAUUAUUUAAUAAAAUCGUUAUGUCACGUAUAAUAUUAAACAGUUUCCGUCUUAAUCGUUUAACAAAUGCACUGUGUAUAAAAGUGUGAUGGACGUAUCAAAUCGAAUAAUAUGUGAAACAAAUGCCUAUCCAUUGUGAAGAGAUUGCAGUAAGCAAUAUCCUAUCAUACGGACUAUACGGAGAUUACAUUUAUACUGUGUACACUAUACAUAUAAUUAUUUCAUAUAAAAUCUGAUAUUUUCACACAGUUGGCAAAAAAAUAACAAAGAUAGAGUUGACAUCAUUUCAUACGUUUGCAUUUUAAUUUACGAUUAGUGCAUUUACGAGUAAUAUUUUGCGAUGUUGCUGCUGCAUCUUCCUAAUAAUCACACCGCAGACUUUUGUUUCAAAACGACUUACGGCGGCUUUCUGAAAUUUUGUUAAAGCGGCAUUUCUUGUUUAUAUUUAAUAAGUUUUACACGCUCGUUGAGAAUCAGUAUCUUAUGAUGGGGUUGACGUGAACAUUUCAACAAAUCGAAUGAGAGAGAUGCAUGGCUGAAAGGCACAUAAUAAAAAUGAAAGAUGAAACCAAAAAUAGUACGCAUUGUAAAUUUAAAAGUUACGUUAAAUGUGGAUGUUAUACGCAUCGCGAAUAAAGCGAUAGCAAUACUUGGUAGAGGUUUUGAUUAAACGAAUGUAGCUUGUGUCCCAGAAACUGUCGUGGUUCUUCUCAAAGCACCGAAUUUAGAUGUGUAUUAUAACUAUUUUACGUCUACCCCUUUCAUAAAUACGUUAAAUUUUCAUGUAUUUGGAAGUGUCCAAGGUACAACAUAUGUAGAGAAGACUAUCAAAUUAUAAUUACAUGUGUGUGAUACAACAAGAAAGUGCGACGAUGUUUAAACAAUGAACAAAUUUUUAUUGAAUUUCGAAGCCACAUAGAACUGGUCUUCCACAUGUUGAUCUGAAAAUAUGUCAGGAAUUGAGUUUUGUUUAUUUUGCAAUAAAUUAUUUCAAGACGUCGACAUGCUUGCAAUAUAUGUCGCCGAUAAAUGUCAUUUAUUUCUGUUCACAUUAAUAAAUCGGUGGAUGCGAUAGCUCUCAUCGUUUUGAGCGACAGAUAAGAUACUAUUUUAAUUCUUCUCGAUGUGGGAAGUGGACAGACAGAGAAGUAAAUAAUUAUUAUCGACCGGCUACUUUCGUCACUCUCUAACUUUAGCGUAAGAAAACUCUGAAAAAAGUAUGCAUGGCAAACAAGUGUAUAUAAAGAAAUAAUUAUAACGACUGAUUCACGUUGGGAAUCGUGAAUCUUCCACGCAAGACAUAAAUUGUUUGGAUAUCCUAUCGUAGCGAAUACGGUGUAUUUCUGAGUAAUAUCGAUGAGUAAUAUUUUGUCGUAUUACAAUUCGAAGCUCUUGCAUUACUCUAUUCGAAGAUUCUACAAUGGACUGGUAAUCUAUUUUCUUUUACUUUCACGAAUAAUUCAGGGAAUCUUAGAAGAAAUUCGAUAAGAAUAUAAAAAGAGGAAUAUAAUGAAAUAAUUUAUAGUUAUUCGGAUCCGGUCCAAACGUUAGAAAAUAUAAUUAUUUUUAAUAUAUUAGAUUAGUAUGUUUAUUUGUUAACAUCUGUUAUAAAAUAAUAUGUAUUAUACUUUAUCACGCUAUCGUUUGUACAUAUUUAAAGUAUAAGAAAUAGGAAUAUUGCAUAUUCCAAAUAAAUUCAUGAUACAAUCAAUGAAA